UUUAGGUUGUUCAAAUUCAACAUAAAUAGGUUCAAAACAUGCAGCAAGUUCCCAGAAUCUAGUGAGGAAUGCAUUCAAGCUGAGUUAAUAGUAGAUCAGUGAUUUAAACUGAUUAGCCUUGGAUUAGUCAGUUCAAUUUCUAAUCCAAACCAACGUUCUGCAUGUGGCUCAUGCUAAACAAUGCAUUGUCUUUUAUUGCCGUUUCUGUGAACAACUCCAGAGGGAAGUCAUGUGUUGUCUUUAGAGCAUAUUUGCAUUGAGCAAGAUGCCCAACAUAUACACUUUGAGAGAACUUUUCAGUGGCCAGUGGUCAUCUAAUACACGACUCGAUGGCAAAACAGUCAUUAUCACUGGAGCAAAUACUGGCAUUGGAAAAGAAACCACAAGAGACCUUGCAAAACGCGGGGCCAGGAUAAUAAUGGCUUGCAGAGACCUUGAAAAAGCAGAAAGAGCACGUAAAGAGAUCAUGGAGGACUCGGGGAACCAGAAUAUAGUGAUAAAAAAACUAAACUUAUCUGACACAAAGUCAAUCAGAGAAUUUGCUGAGGUAAUCAGCAAUGAGGAGAGAGCACUCCACAUACUCAUUAACAAUGCUGGGAUCAUGAUGUGUCCCUACUCUAAAACAGCAGAUGGUUUUGAGAUGCAGUUUGGUGUCAACCAUUUGGGUCACUUCCUGUUAACCUUCCUGCUAAUUGAUCUGCUAAAGAGAUCUGCGCCCUCAAGAAUCAUCAACCUUUCCUCCAUGGCUCAUAGUUGGGGCACUAUAACACUUGAUGAUAUCAAUAGUGAAAGGAAUUACCACAGUAGGAGGGCAUAUGGUCAGAGUAAAUUGGCCAACAUCCUUUUCACCCGUUCCUUGGCUAAAAAACUCAAGGACACAGGUGUCACAGCAUAUGCAGUCCAUCCAGGAAUUGUGCGAACAGAACUUAAAAGACACAUGAAUCUCGGACUUCUAAUCAUGUGGAAAGUUGUCAGACCUUUCACAAAGACCCCAGUGCAAGGAGCACAAACUACCAUCUACUGCGCAGUACAACCAGAACUAGACACAGAAAGUGGCGGUUACUACAGCAACUGCAGACCUUCAAGAUGCACCAGAGCUGCUAGAGAUGAUGAAAUGGCUGAGAAACUCUGGGAGCUCAGCUGCAAAAUGUUAGGUAUUCUUUGGGAUGGAGCGCAAUGAGUGGAAUUUUCUUUGUUAUACAUGAACAACUCAGUAUACCCAUCAAUAUUUGUAUUAUUUAUAUUAUUAUUAAUUACAAUUCAUGUCCAAGCAAAAUGCCAUGACACAAAUCUCAUCAACAAAUAUUUAAUUUUCAAUUCCAUGUUUUUAUUUCAAAGUUAAAUGUCAACACGUUUGUCCAAAUGGAAUAAUAAUUAUUUUCCAUUCUUGCAAAAAAAAAAAAAGAGAGAAAAAAAAAAGUAGCUCACCAUUUGCAUUAUUAAAUCAAAACCUUUUGGAUAGCAGCCAAAAUGGUCUAGGUUCUGAUAUAGGCAAUCACAUUAUAUGGCAAGCAUAACAUUUCCCAUAUACUGACAUUAAAGUCAAGUUCAGCUGUUCAAUUUUUCCUUAACCACCACUCUGCUUAACGACACAGUUUUGUGGGAACCAAGCUAAUUUGUCCUCUUAUCCACAAACCCUCAGAAUGAGUCCUGCUACAUCUCUUUUUAAUGUGUUUUGGUGAUUUCUGGUCUUUAUCUGAUCUGUUUGUAAAACAUGUUAAAUCUGAUCUGUGUGUAGCUACAUUGAGUUUCAAUUAGCCUAUGCCAAGCAGUUGAGGAUGUCUCCAUGUAUAUUUAAAGGUGCUAUAUGUAAUUUUUAGUGGCCUCUAUCAGUGAUGUUUCAGAUUGCAACCAAGUUUUACAAGAGCGUUCGUCCUCUUGCGCGAACACGAGCGAGCACUCAUGGUACACGGCCACACCGUGACUUUCAACACACCGGAGAAAGCAUCACACAACAUGCUGGAAACUCAUGUAAACUCCCACUGCAACGUUACAAUAAAAAUAUCUUUCACAAUCAGCAAUGUCAACAUAGGUGAUUGUAGAAUAUGAUAAAGAAAACGGUCAGUGAACUAGACUGAACAAUUUCAGUGUAACAGUAAGAUUGUAACAUUACUAAACGUGUCUGGAAAUGUGUAUUAUAAACAAUAUGAUAGUAGUGGGAUGAGUCACAUUUGACAGUAGAUCUAAAUAAAAGUUAAAUCCUGAAGCACCUACUUUUUAUUAUCCUGAAACAGUCUUUUGUGUUCAUUUCAUGUCCCUUAUAUGUUGUGGUUUUUCUUGCUAUUUCGUUACAGUUUACCAUUAUUUCAGCAUAUCUGAAAACUCAAUUUAUCACAAAAAAAUUGCAGAGGUCUCUCCAUAAUUCAAAUGCUCUGCCGAUGUUGAUCCUUGUUUUCAUCCUAAGUCGAUCCGAUUCACGUUUGGCCUGACGAGUUUCAGGAGAUACAUUUUUAUUUAGUUUUUUUAUAUUUACAUGGAGUUUGUGUUGGAGUCUGUGUUGUGCUGGAGGCAGGCCGUUUUUUGGUGUUAUCAGACUCCGCGUCGUUAGCUGCAGUGCCGUCGCAUAGACUGUAUAUGAAAAGGAGAGAGGCUCGGGAGCGCAUGCACGGCACAUCCGAUGGA
Pimephales promelas (fathead minnow) is the source of this 2622-nucleotide messenger RNA. RefSeq names its product retinol dehydrogenase 12. NCBI's taxonomy places the organism in Eukaryota, Metazoa, Chordata, Actinopteri, Cypriniformes, Leuciscidae. The record is from RefSeq and is a predicted model, not a curated record.